GGCGUUGUAUUUCAUGAACAUUUACCAAUCGGCGAACAGAUUGGUAUGGCUAUUGUUUUUAUAUUCGUGUGGAAUUUGAUCGCUAGAACUGUAAUUGGUUCCAUAUCAAUAAAGGUUGAGUCUGCAUUGAUUGAAUAUGGAAAAUCAGGUGUAAAUAUCAGCUGUAUCGUUAAUGGUACCAAUAUCAUUGGUAUUUCAAGCAUUCAGCUGAAGAGGUCCGAAAGCAACGUUGUAUCAGUAACGAAAGUCGCAUCAUCAUUCUGGCAAGAUAAAGAGUUAGAAAAGAAAACCGGGGUAACAGUCAAUGCGUCAAUUAGCAAUGUCAUGUCAUCGUAUCUGCAUUUGGAGAUUCCGAGUUCAGCGGUCAGAUACCCAGAGGAAAUGGGAUCAUAUCAAUGUAUUCUCAGCGUCGUAAAUUCAAAUGGUGGAGUAGAUCGAUGCGAUUCCCAGUCCAUAAUGCUGAACAUAACAAGGUUACCGGAUAGGACAACCAAACUAUUCUCAACAAACCAUUACAGUACUAAAGUAUCAAUUCAAAAAGGCUAUCUAGAAUUCAGCACAGAAUCACAAAAGAAUAACUUAUCACUUCAAAAUGAAAGUGAAUCAUUUCUAAUUCUUUACAGAAAAAUAAUGAUUCCUGUAGCAACAUUUAUUUCAUGCAUUUUUGCUUUACUAAUUGUUCGUGAGCUUUGUUUACAUUAUGUUGUAACAAAGGCUACAGCGACAAAUGAACGAACAGAGAAAAAGUAUACCAAUGGAGUUUACAUUGUUUGAAGAAAUGACAAAAACAACUGGACAAUUUCUUAAUUAGUCUUCGAUUAAUAUAAAAAUGCUUAACAUUAUAGAUUACCUACAAGCUGUA
This is a messenger RNA of Magallana angulata, 862 nucleotides long. RefSeq lists its product as uncharacterized. Lineage: Eukaryota; Metazoa; Mollusca; Bivalvia; Ostreida; Ostreidae. The coding region runs from base 46 to 774 and encodes 242 amino acids. The transcript has 4 exons. The record is from RefSeq and is a predicted model, not a curated record.